UCCUGACUAAACAGAGGUAUAGACAUAUUAGGCAAAUACAAUUUGCCUCUCCUUAUAUUCAAAACUCACCUUUUAUUAUUAUUUUUUCAAAUUGCAUUGCAGAGGGCAAUGUAUCCAAACUCAGAUUCUCAACCCUGCUAUUCUAGUGUAAAAACAGCCUAAGACAAUAGUCAACAGAUGCGUCUGGCUGUGUUCCCAUAAACCUUGAUUUGUAAAAACAGGUGGUCCAGGCCCUGGAGAGUCUGUUACUGACUCUUGAUUUAGAUGAUCAUAUGGCUUUUCUGCUCCAGUUCAGGGUUGGACACCUGGAGCCCAUGGAUUAACUCUGGCCCAGUGCCUGUUUUUGUUAAUAAAGUUUUAUUGGAACCUAGCACACCUAUUUUUUUGUUUUUUAAAUAUGGCUGUUUUUUGGUCACAUUGCUUGGCAUGUGGAACUUGCCCAUCCAGGGAUGGAACCCGUGCCCCCUGCAGUGGAAGCAUGGACUCAUAACCACUGGACCACCAGGGAAGUCCAAAAGUAUGACUGCUUUUGAGCUACAGUCGUAGAGUUGAGUAAUUACCACAGAAGCCAUGUACAUUACAUUUUCUGUCUUUUUUAACAUAGAAAUUAUGUAUGUUUUUAAAAGUUAUUAGUUUUAUUCUGACACCAGAGAUUACAAAUAAUAUACAGCCUUUAUUUGUCAAAGUAUUACUGUAAUUAGUACGUUUAUACUCUAUCUAUACAGAGAUCUUAGAACACUCAUUCAUUUACCCACCUCAUAAUUUAUAUGCUAUCAUGGUAAAUUUUAACUCUAUUUUUUUAAAUUAAAUUAAUUUAUUUAUUUAUUAAUUUUGCCUGCAUUGGAUCUUCAUUGCUACACGCAUACACGCGGGCUACACGCGGGCUUUCUCUAGUUGUGGCGAGUGGGGGCUACUCUUCCUGCGGUGCGUGGGCUUCUCACUGCGGUGGUUUCUCUUGUUGUGCAGCACAGGCUCUAGCCGUGUGAGCCCAGUAGUUGUGGCACACGGGCUCAGUAGUUGUGGUGCACAGGCUUAGUUGCUCCGCGGCAUGUGGGAUCUUCCCGGACCAGGGCUCGAACCUGUGUCCCAUUCAUUGGCAGGUGGAUUCUUAACCACAGUGCCACCAGGGAAGUGGUGGUUAACUGUCUAUAUUUUUAAAACCUCCUGAGAUAUGAUCAUUUUCCCAGCUGGUACUAAUUUAGACUUAACUGCUUAUUUACCAGUUUAGUUCCUUUUCAUUCCUUGGUCCUCUGCUAACAUUGGAGGACCCUUUCCUUUUGCUUGAAGAACAUGUGCAUUUGCUGUAUUACAGGUCUUCUGAUGAAGAAUUCUCCCUGGUUUUGCCUGAAAAUUUUUUUUUUAAUUGAAGUACAGUUGAUUUACAAUGUUGUGUUAGUUUCAGGUGUACAGCAAAGUGAUUCAGUUGUACGUACAUAUAUAUCUUUUUUUUUCAGAUUCUUUUCUCCUACAGUUUAUUACAAAAUAUUGAAUAUAGUUCCCUGUGCUAUACAGUACGUCCUUGUUGGUUAUCUGUUUUAUAUAUAGUAGUGUGUAUAUGAUAAUCCCAAACUCCUAAUUUAUCCUUCUCCCCCCCGACCCCUGAAAAUGUUUUUAUUUCAGUUUUAUUCCUAAAGGAUUUUUCGCUGAGUAUCCUUUAUAGGUUUAUGCUUAUAAUACUCUUAUCGAGGAUCAAGAAGUGGAUGGUAAUGAGAAAUUACGUGACGGUGCUUCUUAUUUGCUUAACAUGAUGUUCUUCAAAUUUGAGUGUGUGAACCCGGGGAUGUAAAAAGACUUCUGAAGAGCCCACAGGUGCUGGCUCCCCAGGAACAAGAGGGAUCAAAGGAAAGAAGGAGGAAAAGACUCUGAGACUUAAGUACUGUCCGUUCUGGAGACAUCCUUGAUUGGAGACUGAGAUUUUUGAACAGAAAUCUACAGCUGAUCCAGAAGAGCUAAAGACAGCAUCCCAGUUUGCAGCCAUUUCCCAAAGUCAGAAGAAAAUGAUCCAGGCCCAGGAAUCCCUGACGUAUGAUGACGUGACUAUGAAGUUCACGUGGGAGGAGUGGCAGCUCCUGGACCCUGAUCAGAAGGACCUGUACCGGGAUGUGAUGCUGGAGAACUAUAGCAACCUGCUGUCCAUAGGGUAUCGAGCCAGCAAACCAGAUGCUCUCUCCAGGUUGGAACGAGGAGAACAACUGUGGCCAGUAGAAGAUGACAGCCAUGGUCGAAUCUGUCCAGAAAUCAGGAAAGUUGAUGACCCUCUGCAGCAUCACUUGCCAAAUCACAGCAUUCAAAAUAUUGUGGAACAAUGCUGCGAACAUAAUACACUUGCAAAUAUUGUUAAUCAGAGCGAAAGUCAUUUCCUGUUAAAGCAAAAUUGUGAUAUGUUUGACUUAUCUGAAAAACCUUUAAAUUCAAAUUUAAGUUUUGAAAACCAGAAGAGAACCUGUAACUUAGAGAACUCUGCUGAUUUUAAUGGAGAUGGGAAAUCCCUUCUCCAUGCUAACCACGAGCUAUCUUUUACUGAAAUUAAAUUUCCUGUAAGUGCAAAACCCAUCAGCAAUAACUCCCUGUCUACUAAGCAACAGAGAACUCACAACAUAGAGAAAGCCCAUGUAUGCAGUGAGUGUGGGAAAGCCUUCUUCAAGAUGUCUCAGCUCUUUGAUCAUCAGAGAGUUCAUACUAGAGAAAAACCUCAUGGAUGCAAUCUGUGUGGGAAAGCCUUCUCCAGAAAAUCCAGGCUCACUGAACAUCAGAGAACUCAUACAGGACUGAAACAUUAUGAGUGCACUGAAUGUGAUAAAACCUUCUUCGAGAAAUCGCAGUUCAACAUACAUCAGAAAAGUCAUAUGGGAGAGAAACCUUACACAUGUAGUGAAUGUGGGAAAGCAUUCACCAAAAAGUGUCGGCUCAUUUAUCAUCAGCGAACUCAUACGGGAGAGAAGCCCCAUGGAUGCAGUCUGUGUGGAAAAACCUUCUCUACAAAGUUCAGUCUCACUACACAUCAGAAAACUCAUACAGGAGAGAAACCUUACAUAUGCAAUGAAUGUGGAAAAGGAUUCAUCGAGAAGAGGCGGCUUAUUGCACACUGUCGAACUCAUACAGGUGAGAAACCCUUUAUAUGCAAUGUAUGUGGGAAAAGUUUCACCUUGAAGAACAGUCUUAUCACUCAUCAGCAAACUCACAGAGAAGAGAAACUGUAUAUGUGCAGUGAAUGUGGGAAAGGCUUUUCAAUAAAGCACUGCCUCAUUGUACAUCAGCGAACUCAUACUGGAGAGAAACCCUAUACAUGCAAUGAGUGUGGAAAAGGCUUCACCUUGAAGAGCCCUCUCAUCAGACAUCAGCGGACUCAUACAGGGGAGAAACCCUAUGUAUGUAGUGUGUGUGGAAAAGGCUUCACCAUGAAGAGUGAUCUUAUUGUACAUCAGCGAACUCAUACUGCAGAGAAACCCUAUGUAUGCAGUGACUGUGGGAAAGGCUUCACUGUGAAGAGCCGCCUGAUUGUACACCAGCGAACUCAUACAGGGGAGAAACCCUACGUGUGCAGUGAAUGCGGAAAAGGCUUUCCAGCCAAGAUCCGGCUGAUAGGACAUCAGCGAAUUCAUACAGGAGAGAAACCAUAUGUAUGCAGUGAAUGUGGUAAAGGCUUCACAGAGAAGAGUCAUCUCAAUGUACACCAGCGCACUCACACAGGAGAGAAACCUUAUGUAUGCAGUGAAUGUGGCAAAGGCUUAACUGGGAAAAGCAUGCUCAUCGCACAUCUGCGAACUCAUACUGGAGAGAAACCAUAUAUAUGCAAUGAAUGUGGCAAGGGCUUCACCAUGAAGAGUACUCUGGGUACACAUCAGCAAACUCACACUGCAGAGAAACAGUACAAAUGCAACGAGUGUGGUAAAGCCUUUAGGAAGAAGACAUGCCUCAUACAACAUCAGAGAGUUCACUCAGGAAAAACUUCCUUUGCAUGUACUGAAUGUGGAAAAUUCUCUUUGCGCAAAAAUGAUCUCAUUACCCAUCAGAGAAUUCACACAGGAGAGAAGCCACAUGAAUGCAGUGAAUGUGGGAAAACCUUCACCACAAAGUCAGGGCUCAAUGUUCAUCAAAGAAAACAUACAGGAGAGAGGCCCUAUGGAUGCAGCGAGUGUGGGAAAGCUUUUGCCCACUUGUCAAUCCUUGUUAAACAUAAGAGAAUUCACAGGUAGUCACUCUGGGGAAGCCUGUUGCCAGUUGUACUCAAGAUAAUAGUAUGCAGAGAAGAAUCACAAUGCAAAGAAUGUGGUGUUAUCUUUAGUGAUCAAUUACCUCAUAUUUUAUAUUGAUGAAAAAAUUUACAAGAAAACUCAGACACAAUCAGCCAUGGUGAAAAUGUUUUAGGACAUUUUAUUGUUUAAAAAUUGUAUACUAAGGGCUUUCCUGGUGGCGCAGUGGUUAAGAGUCCACCUGCCAAUGCAGGGAACAUGGGUUCGAGCCUUGGUCUGGGAGGAUCCCAAAUGCUGUGGAGCAACUAAGCCCGUGUACCACAACUACUGCGCCUGCAUUCUAGAGCCUGCGAGCCACAACUACUGAGCCCGCAUGCCUAGAGCCCAUGCUCCACAGCAAGAGAAGCCACCACAAUGAGAAGCCCAUGCACUGCAAUGAAGAGCAGCCCCCGCUCUCUGCAACUAGAGAAAGCCCACGCACAGCAACGAAGAUCCAACGCAGCCAAAAAUAAAUAAAAAUUUUUUAAAAA
Lagenorhynchus albirostris (white-beaked dolphin) is the source of this 4723-nucleotide messenger RNA. RefSeq names its product zinc finger protein 615-like. Gene Ontology annotation, molecular function: DNA-binding transcription factor activity; RNA polymerase II cis-regulatory region sequence-specific DNA binding. Lineage: Eukaryota; Metazoa; Chordata; Mammalia; Artiodactyla; Delphinidae. The record is from RefSeq and is a predicted model, not a curated record. The coding region runs from base 1998 to 4196 and encodes 732 amino acids. Gene Ontology annotation, biological process: regulation of transcription by RNA polymerase II. The transcript has 5 exons.